UGACAAUUAUUUCUUUUUUGUAAAGGAUAUGAUGACUUCCAUGAAAUUUCAGGUGAGCAAAUCUACCAAAGAUGUCUUUUCAGGCCAAAACACAGCCUCUAUCAAGGAUCAAACUUUUGAAAUUAUAUCGGACAGAGACGGCAUAGAAGAUGCAAUUACAAAAGAAACGAUAUCUUUGCAACAAUCUAAAACAUUAGCAGACCGACAUCUAAUUGAGGAUAUAAAGAUGCAGACAGAACUUCAAGAAAAAACAAUAAUGGAUGAAGAAAAGACAAAACUUGCGAUACGUGUAGGAAACGAAAGGGAAGUUAAGAACCAGAUGUGCAAACUCAAGAAUAGAGAGGAGGAAAUAAGGGAGCAAAUAAAGUUUGCUAUGGAAAACAUGGAGGAAGAAAGUCAAGAGAUUAAAAAGCUUAUUAUAUAUAUAAAUGACCUGCAGAGCCAGAAACCAGAGACUGAAAAUUGGUUACGAAUUACAGGCAGGGAAAGCACCACAGAUGAGAUCGUCAAAUUUGAAGUAAAAGUUAAAAAACAGGAGAACGGCAAAGGGGUGGAAAAAGAAGAGCAAAAACAAAGUCAGGAUUCAACACAAUAUAUGCAGACCAAUAAUGAUAAGAUAAAGGAAGGGUUUGCUACAAAGGACACAGGAAGUGAUGAUUUUCAAAGACUUAGGGCAGAGAUUUAUAAAACACAAAAAAACAUUAGACUAGUUAACCUAGAUCUUGACAACCAAGCUGAAGAAAGCCAUAUCAACCAAGAUCAUGAGGAUAAAGAUGGCACAAUUGAAGGAUUGCUACAAGAACUGAAAAGAUUCCAAGAGCUUUUAAAAAUGGUACAAAUAGAAAUUAGGCAAAGAGAAAUGCAUCUGAAAGAAGAAAUCAGCAACAUGAAAUCGAGGAAAACUACAGCAAAGAUACAGGAAAGAAAACUGGAUCAUAGGUUAGAGAAAAUGAUGAGAGACAGAGAUGAAUUUGAAGUUUUAAAAAUAAAAACACAGAAACAACCUGAAGUUAGAAGAAAACUAGCUAAAGUUAAGGGCACCAUAGAGAAAGUUGCAGCUAGGACUAGACAGAAAAGUCAGGACAUAGAUAUUGUUAGGAAGGAGACCCAAGAAAAACUGAAAAAGUUGGAAGACCUGAGCUGUAAAAUUGAGACUACCAAAAAAGAACUGGAAAAAAGACAUGCUUUCAUAUCCAAAGAAAUAACUGACCUUUUGAAAUUCAACACUGAACUCAGGCAGAAAGAGGACAGAGAAUUUCCCUUGGAAAGUAUUAAGACACUGAAGGGAGACAAAAAAAAACAUGACAGAAUGGAAACAGACACACACAUGGACAACAUGCCAGAGAAAAUAAUGGGUAAGGAUAUUGAGGAAAUGGAAAAGGACAUCACUAGACUUAUAUCAGAACAGGAGAAACGUGAGAAAGAAAUGAAACUGACACUGGAUCAGAAAAACUGUGAAAUUGAAAAACUGAAAGAGUCUGUAACUGAACAAGUGAAACUAGAGACUGAAAGUAAAGAGAUUGAGAUCCUCAAACAACGGAUACAAGUUGAGAGGGAGAGUUUGAUAAUAGAAAGAGAGCAAGCUGAGGCAGAAGCAUAUGAAAUUAACUGUUUAAGGGAAAGUAUAAAAAGAGAGAAACAGGAGCUUGUUGACAGUACAAAAACUACCAAAAGAGAAAUAAGAGAAAUGGAGAUUCUGAGGUCAGAGCUGGAAAUAAAGAAAAAAGAAAGUGAACAGAUAUUUAGAAGAAAUAUGCAGAAAAAGUGGAAUGUCAUACAAAGAGAAAAGGGAGAAUUGAAAAGAGAGACCCAAAAGAUGAGAAGAGAAUUAGACCAAAGACUGGAAGAAAUCAAGAGAGAGAGGUAUGAGUCAGAAAUAUUCUGGAUAAAACUGCAACGGCAGAAGGAUGAGAUGGCUGAGGAAAAGCAGAGAGUAAAAGAACAAACUACUGAUAAAGGAAAAGCAGAGAUGGAUGAAAUGGUCAGCAUGAAAGGCAGUAUCCAAAAACAAAAACAGGGGCUUGAAAUCCGACUAGAAGAAGUUAAGAGAGAAAAAAGGGAGGUUGAAGUGUUGAAGUGUGAGUUGGAGAACAAAAUAACUGAAAAUCAACAGAUGAUUCGACGAAGCAUUAAAAAAGAGCAGGAUGUAAAAAAUAUGUUGGCUCAGCUCGAAGAAGAACAACAUGCUUUCAAGAGGGAGGCACAGAAGAGGAGAAAAGAGCUUGACCAGCGAUUGGAGAGAAUACACAGAAAGAGGGAUGAACUGGAGAUCAUGAAACUGAAGCUGCAGAGAGAAAGUGAACAGAGCAAAGGUGGAGCUGUAGUCUCCAGCAUGGCCACAGCCACACAAGUUCAAAACUCAAUUAAAAAGCACUGGGAGCUAAUUCAGAAAAGUAUUGAGAAAAAACUGAUUGAAGAAUGGAAUGGAGAAGUGACAGAUGAAAAACAGCACAUAGUGGACCAGGCGGAAAAAAAAAUAACCCAGAGAAGAGAAGUCGUGGGAAAUAUCAAGAUUGGGAUUAAAAGACAGAAGAAAAGAAUAUGUGCUUUAAAGAGCAUGAAAAAAAAGCAAAUACAUUUGGAGCAGGACGAGGUGAGUAUCAUAAAAGAGAGAAAGGAAGAGCUAGGGGAAGAGGAUCUCAGAACUGAGGCGUUGAUGGUCAAAGAUGAAGGCCAGAGAGAGAAAAAAAAAAAGAGAGAAAUGAAAAGGCCGAAUAAUGAUAUUGUAAAUCAGAAAAGACAAAAAAUCCCAAAAACUUCAAAUCUUACAAAGGAACAAAUUGAGCCGGAAAAGAAAAAAGAACCGGAAUUGGAUGAAGAGGGGAAAAAUGGUGCAAAUGAAAUCGAGCUUCUAAAAAAACAAGGACUGAUAAGAAAUUCCAAUAUGGAGGAUGAAAAUGUGACAAAGCAGAGAAAUCUAAACCUUGUUGAAAAACAUUUAGAUUUAAAAAAACUAGAUGAAGAGCUGAAGAAAGAAAGAGGGGAUCUGGAUAGAGAGAGUGAGGUGAUGAACAAAGAGAAACUGGACUUUGAUUUGAUCAGGUCGGACAUCCUGAAACAAAGGGACAUGUUGGAACAACAGAGACAAGAUAUAAAAGAAGAAACAGAGAAAUUGGAAAUCACAAAGACUGAUCUUCAAGUGUUGAAAGGACAUGCAGACAUUCAGUUUGAUGAGAUAAACAAAGAGAAAGCCAACAUUAAAGAUCUGACCCUUCAUCUUCACACAGAAAAAGACAAACUUGAGAAUAUCAUGACCAUGAUUGUUUUAAAACAAGAAGAACAAAAACUCAAGGAGGACCAGUUCAGCAGACAAACACAAGAACUGGAAACAAGAAAGACCAGUCUGCUGGAAGAAAGAGAAGAACUGGAUCUUUUGAGGAAGGAUCUCAACAAGAAGAGGGAAGAGGUUGAAACAGCCACGAACACCAUCAGUUCAGAGAGAGAGAUACUCAAUCAGAUGCAGAGUACUACUGACACACAGAGAACAAUGCUCAACAAUGAAAAGGACAGAAUGGAAAGAGGAAUGUCGGACCUGAAAACAAGAGAAGAUCGAAUAUUGAAUACGAUGAAAUCAAUGGAAAUUCUGAGGGAAAAACAUCACCAGCUGAAUGAAAGGAUGAGUGAAGAAAUUCAAAACAAAAAGAUCAGACUUGAAGAAAACAAUGAAGACACAUUUAAACUGUUGAGUGUUUUGGAGCAAAAGCAUGACGUUCUGGAUAAACAGAAAGAACAUAUGUCACGUUACACUGAGACGUUACAGAGGGAAAGAGAAAGGUUGAAGAUCCUGUUGUCAGAAAGUGUCACUCAAAGACAGGAAAUGGGAAAUCAACUGAAACAAGAGGCCUUGUUGGAAAGGACAAAUCUUCUGGAACUGAAGGCAGAGUUGAAGAAAGAAAGAGAGGACCUGGAUAGAGAGAGUGAGGUGAUGAACAAAGAGAAACUGGACUUUGAUUUGAUCAGGUCGGACAUCCUGAAACAAAGGGACAUGUUGGAACAACAGAGACAAUAUAUAAAGGAAGAAACAGAGAAUAUGGAAAUCACAAAAACUGAUCUUCAAGU
Molecule: messenger RNA, 4059 nt
Organism: Notothenia coriiceps (black rockcod)
Lineage: Eukaryota; Metazoa; Chordata; Actinopteri; Perciformes; Nototheniidae
Product: golgin subfamily A member 6-like protein 22
Exons: 1
Source: RefSeq, a predicted model, not a curated record